AUGAGUGUUAACAAAGAUGAAGUCGAAACAUUCCUGGAUAACAACCUGGAUUUUGCCAAGCAGUAUUUUGAGAGGAAACUGGGAGACAAAACCCUGUGUGCCACAGCAAGCUUCCAUCAAUGCUCAGAAGAUGGUGUGGACUUUGGAGGGCUGGGCCAGAAUGAGACCGAAACCCUAUUUGAGCUGAUACAAGACAUGCAAGAAAGCAUCAACAUGGAGAAAGUGGUCUUCAAGACCCUGAAAAGGAUCAGUGUUCUCAUACAAGCGGAUUGCUGCAGCCUCUUCAUGUACAGGCAGCGUAAUGGCACCCCUGAGCUGGCAACUCGGCUGUUCAAUAUCCGUAAGGACAGCACAAUGGAAGAAUCCCUGGUAGCCCCGGACUGUGAAAUUGUUUUCCCUUUGGAUAUGGGGAUAGUGGGUUAUGUAGCCCAGAAUAAGAAGACUGUGAACAUCCAAAAUGUUGACGAGUGUGACUAUUUUAGCACUUUUGUUGAUGAACUCACUGGCUACACUACAAGGAACGUCCUUGCCACACCAAUCAUGAACGGCAAAGAGGUGGUUGCUGUAAUCAUGGCAGUGAAUAAGAGUGGAGCUCAAUUUUUCAGCAGUGCAGAUGAAAAUCUUUUCCUGAAGUAUCUUAAUUUUGCUGCUUUGAAUCUGAAAAUUUAUCAUCUGAGCUACCUUCACAAUUGUGAAACGCGAAGAGGUCAGGUUUUGCUGUGGUCAGCGAAUAAAGUAUUUGAAGAAUUAACUGAUAUUGAGAGGCAAUUCCACAAAGCAUUUUACACAGUCAGAGCAUAUUUGAACUGUGACAGGUAUUCUGUAGGCCUUCUGGAUAUGAGCAAACAAAAGGAGUUUUUUGACUUGUGGCCAGUACUCAUGGGUGAAGUUCCACCAUAUUCCGGUCCUCGAACUCCAGAUGGAAGAGAGAUUGCAUUUUAUAAAGUCAUUGAUUAUAUCUUACAUGGAAAGGAAGACAUUAAAGUUAUCCCUAAUCCUAAACCAGAACACUGGGCCCUGGUUAGUGGACUCCCAACCUAUGUAGCAGAAACUGGUUUUAUUUGCAACAUUAUGAAUGCAGCGUCAGAUGAAAUGUUUGCAUUUCAGGAAGGUCCUGUUGAUGAAUCAGGUUGGGUCAUCAAAAAUGUUCUCUCCAUGCCAAUAGUCAACAAAAAAGAAGAAAUUGUUGGAGUUGCUACCUUUUACAAUAGGAAAGAUGGGAAACCCUUUGAUGAACAGGAUGAAAUAUUAAUGGAGUCUCUGACGCAGUUUCUUGGGUGGUCUGUGCUCAAUACCGAUACUUACGAUAAGAUGAACAAACUGGAAUAUCGAAAAGACAUUGCACAGGAUAUGGUACUGUACCAUAUAAAAUGUGACAAGAAUGAAAUUCAAGCAAUCCUGCCCACACGAGAAAAACUUGGAAAAGAAGUGUCUGAAUGUGAUGAGGAAGAGUUGGCGGCAAUUCUGAAGGAACAGCUCCCAGAUCCUGAAGAAUAUGAAAUCUAUCACUUUCACUUUUCUGACUUGGAAUGGACUGAAUUUGACCUUGUGAAAUGUGGCAUCCAAAUGUACUAUGAACUUGGAGUGGUGAAAAAAUUUCAGAUUCCACAGGAAGUGCUGGUGAGAUUCAUUUUUUCAGUCAGCAAGGGGUAUAGAAAAAUCACUUAUCACAACUGGCGCCAUGGCUUCAACGUUGCACAGACCAUGUUCACACUUCUUAUGACAGGCAAACUGAAACAAUACUACACAGAUCUUGAAGCACUGGCUAUGGUUACUGCAGCUCUGUGUCAUGAUAUUGAUCAUCGAGGAACCAACAAUCUUUAUCAGAUGAAAUCUCAACAUCCCUUAGCAAAACUUCACGGCUCAUCAAUUUUAGAGAGACAUCACUUGGAAUUUGGCAAAUUCCUGCUUUCAGAAGAGUCCUUGAACAUUUAUCAGAAUCUCAACAGGAGGCAAUUUGAGCACGUGAAUAAUUUGAUGGAUAUUGCCAUUAUAGCUACUGACUUAGCACUGUACUUCAAAAAAAGAACCAUGUUUCAGAAAAUCGUUGAUGAAUCCAAAACCUAUGACAAUGAGAAAGAGUGGGCUGAAUAUUUGUCUCUGGAAGCAACAAAGAAAGAGAUUAUCAUGGCUAUGAUGAUGACUGCUUGUGACUUAUCUGGUAUCGCAAAACCAUGGGAAGUGCAGAGUAAGGUGGCAUUGCUUGUAGCAGCUGAGUUCUGGGAACAGGGAGACUUGGAGAUAUCUGUACUUCAGCAACAACCUAUUCCAAUGAUGGACAGAAGAAAAGCUGCUGAACUUCCAAAACUUCAAGUUGGGUUCAUUGACUUUGUGUGCACAUUUGUAUACAAGGAAUUUUCACGUUUCCAUCCACAAAUUCAGCCAAUGUACGAGCGACUGUUGAACAACAGAAAAGAGUGGAAGGCCCUGGCUGAUGAUUACGAUGCAAACAUGAAAGCUUUAGAAGAAAAACGAAAGGAAGAAGAGGCGAAAACAGUUAAUAGUAAAGGUGCCAUACUAACUUGCAAUGGAGAAAGUGUUCCCCCAUCUUCAACAUGUUGCAUAAUUUAAGCCCAAACUCAGCUAUUUCAGACAUGAUGUAUCACAGAACCUAGAUUUCCUUGAAGAGCAUUUUUAGACUUAGUUGUCAAACAGCAGAAGUAAAUGCUGUAGCCAGAAGAUGGUUAUGAGAAGCCCUCCUUAAGCAAGAACUCUGUUGCCCCACGAGGAAGGAAACCUGUACAGUCUCAGAGGUCUGGCAGCUGCCUGAUAUAUUAUUUACAACAAUUCCAUAGAAAAUGUUUGUUUUGGGAUCCAAAGCAACUGGUUCUUGCAUGAAAUAAAGAAAAACAGUCCCACUUACCAUCAUCAUAAUGAUGUUUGUUUAUACCCUGCUUUUUCUCUCCACAAAGGAAAUUCAAGGCGGCACCUAUCCAAAGCAUUGAAGCAGAUUCUGCCCCAUGUGCUUGCUUUUCUGCCCUAUAUAGUUUUCUCUUAGAAUUGUAGAAUCAUAGAGUUGGAAGAGACCUUGUGGGCCAUCCAGUCCAGCCCCAUUUUGCCAAGAAGCAGGAAAAUCAUAUUCAAAGUGCCCCUGAUAGAUGGCCAUCCAGCCUCUGCUUUAAAGCGUCCAAAGAAGGAGCUUCCACCACACUCGGGAGCAGAGAGUUCCACUGCUGAACAGCUCUCAGUUAGGAAGUUCUUCCUAAUGUUCAGGUGGAAUCUCUUGUAGUUUGAAGCCAUUAUUCCACGUCUUAGUCUCCAAGUAUCUUACAUUUCUCCCUGUUGCACUUCAUUUUGUUAGUUUUGGCCCAUCUCUCCAAUCUGUUAAGAUCAUUUUGAAUUCUGCUCCUGUCUUCUGGAGUGUUAGUUAUCCCUCCCAGUUUGGUGUUGUCUGCAAACUUGAUGAUCUUGCCUUCUAACCCUUCUAACCCUUCAUCUAAGCCAUUAGUAAAGAUGUUGAACAGAACUGGGCCCAGGACCAAACCCUGUAGCACUCUUUCUACACAACAGAGGAUUAGGAACUGUUUGGAAGGAAGAACUAGUACUUAUUCAUUGACAGAGUUUAUUUUCAUGCGAUGAAAUAUGCAGACACAGACAUAUUAGACAGACUAAACAGAUGGUAACAUUUUAAAUUUGGGGUUCAAGUAAAUUGUAAUUCACUGCAAUCAGGUAUUCACUAUGGGUUUAAGCUGAGUAUUAAUACAUUUCUAGUUCUGCAGUGCCCACAUUAAAAAAUUUUUAAAAGGUAAAGGUUUCCCCUGAUGUUAAGUCCAGUCCAGUCGUGUCCGACUCUGGGGGUUGGUGCUCAUUUCCAUUUCUAAGCCGAAGAGCCAGCGUUGUCCGUAGACACCUCCAAGGUCAUGUGGCUGGCAUGACUGCAUGGAAUGCCGUUACCUUCCCGCCGGAGUGGUACCUAUUGAUCUACUCACAUUGGCAUGUUUUCGAACUGCUAGGUUGGCAGAAGCUGGAGCUAACAGUGGGCGCUCACUCCGCUCCCCGGAUUUGAACCUGGGACCUUUCAGUCUGCAAGUUCAGCAGCUCAGUGCUUUAACACACUGCGCCAUCUGUGUGAUAAGUUAAAUGUUCUAUUUGUAUGCUAUUCAGAAUGAGAAAUAAAAAAUAAA
Molecule: messenger RNA, 4124 nt
Organism: Anolis carolinensis (green anole)
Lineage: Eukaryota; Metazoa; Chordata; Lepidosauria; Squamata; Anolidae
Gene: pde6b
Product: phosphodiesterase 6B
Exons: 22
Coding region: 1-2571 (856 amino acids)
Biological process (GO): retina development in camera-type eye; signal transduction
Cellular component (GO): photoreceptor outer segment membrane
Molecular function (GO): 3',5'-cyclic-nucleotide phosphodiesterase activity; protein binding
Source: RefSeq, a predicted model, not a curated record